AUGGAAUGGGAGGGAGAGAGUAUCAAGUCAGUAGGAUCCAACAAGAUAGUAGAGAGAAGAAAGAAAGAAAGGAAAGGGAAGGAAAAGGAGGAGGAGGAGAAGAAGAAGAAGAAGAAGGGAAGGAAGAAAAGGGAAGGGAAAGGGCAGGUGACAUGGAUGGGCCAACCCAGAAAUGGGGAGAACAAGAAGAAGAGGGAAGGAGCGGUUCACUUUGCUCUCACUUGCUACUUUGGGAUGUGUCUCUAUAGAUACGCAUGGGAUGCAUUGGACCAAGGGAGGACAUUGAAGGAGUAUUCUACAGCACGGGUGGAUUAUGAUGGGGACUGA
Molecule: messenger RNA, 327 nt
Organism: Aspergillus neoniger CBS 115656
Lineage: Eukaryota; Fungi; Ascomycota; Eurotiomycetes; Eurotiales; Aspergillaceae
Exons: 4
Coding region: 1-327 (108 amino acids)
Source: RefSeq, a predicted model, not a curated record